This is a messenger RNA of Spinacia oleracea (spinach), 1935 nucleotides long. Its product is annotated as pectinesterase. Gene Ontology annotation, molecular function: pectinesterase activity; enzyme inhibitor activity. Gene Ontology annotation, biological process: cell wall modification. Lineage: Eukaryota; Viridiplantae; Streptophyta; Magnoliopsida; Caryophyllales; Amaranthaceae. The record is from RefSeq and is a predicted model, not a curated record. The transcript is spliced from 3 exons. The coding region runs from base 364 to 1935 and encodes 523 amino acids.
ACUACGUCUAACCAACUAUCUACAUGAUACAUAUCAAUACUAAUGAAUUAAAAUCUUGGUAGCUAUAAAUACUUGGUCUUACACGCCCAACAUCUUUUGUUCAUAUCACAAAUUCACGACCACCUGUCUUAAUACAUGCUUCCAUGUGUAACUUUCUGAUGUAAUAACUUCUAUGCAUAAUUAUUCAAUUAAAUACCAUUUAUAUAUAUUUAUUUAUAAUUAGAACUCAACUCACUUAUAUAUAUGGAGCAAGAUAACUCCUUGAUUCCUUACUCAUUUAUCUCUAUCUCCAAGAAAAUAUAAAAUAACAUUAUAUAGAUAAAUAAACAAGAAAAGAAAUUAAGAAAAAGAAAAAGAAAAAGAAUGUCUCAUGUUGUUACCAUUCUUCCCCUUUUGGUUACUUCUUUCUUAUCCAUUGCUUCAUUAGCCAAAAAUGACCUAGAGGUGGUUCAAAUGGCUCAAACCAUGGUUCUCCAAGCCAAGAAUUGGGCUCAAUCAUCAUCCCUUGACGACUCCUCUUUGGUUUUGGGCCAACAUCUUCGCGGCGGCGGCGGCGGUGGUGGUGGUAGUUGUUUAAGCAAUAACGAUAAUAACUUCUACUAUGAUGAUAAUAAGAAUAAUAAUAACACUAAAAAUUAUCAUCAAAUUAGAAUGGCUAUGGUUGAUUGUGCUAAGCUAUAUGAUCAAGCCGAGCCAAGGCUCGCUCGUUUGCUCGAAAAGGAUGGAGAAUAUAGCCAUGAUGAUGCACUUGCAUGGCUUAGUGGUGCAACCACAAGCCAUAGGACUUGUUUGGAUGGUUUAAGAGAAAAAGGGGUAGUUGAAGAACAUCAUCCCAUGUCACAAAACUUGACUAUGGUAUUAAAUGAAGCAUUGGCUUUUCAUGCAAAGAAACCAAGGUUUGGUAGCAAACCAAAGGCGCAAGGGGUGCCAAAAGGGCGACCAUUUGCCGGAAGAUUAACGUCUUGGAAUACGGCAACUUCGAAGGCGGAUAUUGUUGUGGCAAGAGACGGGUCGGGUAAUUACCGAACCAUCAAAGAAGCAGUGGAUGCAUUAGUCAGGAUGAGAGUCAGAGGAGAAACAAGAGUAAUAGUGUAUGUUAAAGCAGGAGUAUAUGAUGAGACUGUUGAAAUUCCAAGGCACCUUCAAAAUGUCAUGUUUGUUGGUGAUGGCAUGGGUAAAACCGUGGUCACUGGUCGUAGAAAUGUCAUUGACGGUGGCACCACCGUCAAUUCCGCUACCUUUCGGGUAUUUGGCGAUGGAUUUUGGGGACGGGACAUGACAUUUGAGAACACGGCAGGGCCUCAAAAACAUCAAGCAGUGGCAUUGAUGGUAUCUUCAGAUCAAUCCCUCUUCUACCGAUGCAGCUUCCAAGGAUACCAAGACACACUCUACGUUCACUCUCUUAGGCAAUUUUACCGCGAUUGUCAUGUAUAUGGCACAGUAGACUUUAUAUUUGGUAACGCUGCUGUUGUGUUACAAAAUUGUGAUAUCUUUGUUAGGAAGCCUAUGAACCACCAGGCUAAUAUGAUUACAGCCCAAGGAAGGGGGGAUCCCAAUGAGAACACCGGGAUCUCUAUCCAUGGAUCAAGGAUUCGACCUGCUCCGGAAUUUGAAGGCCUAAAGAGAUCCGUUAACACCUUCUUAGGUAGACCAUGGAAGAAGUACUCGCGGACCGUUGUUUCUACAACGGAUCUUGAUGGGUUGAUCCACCCAAGGGGUUGGACGAUAUGGGAGGGGAAUUUUGCUCUAUCAACAUUGUAUUAUGCCGAAUACAAGAAUACGGGUUUAGGGGCUACAACUCGAGAUCGGGUCAAUUGGCCUGGAUUUCAUGUGCUGCGUGAUCCUAAGGAAGUUAGCCCCUUCAUGGUAAGGAAUUUCAUCCAAGGCGAGUCUUGGAUUACGAAGACUGGUGUGCCCGUUUGGCUUGAAAUGUAA